CCUCCCUCUGAGUCAGUCAAUCAAGGGAACUGACCUCACCUGUCAGCCGGAUUACCUCCAGCUGUGAUUUAAAGCUGCUCUCUGAGCUUGUUGUGUUCUCCUGUGCGGAUGCAGAGCUGCAGGAUGAGGGGCCUCCUGGUUCUCUGCUGUGUGAUGAUGGCUGCAGGUUCUCCAGUUCCAUUCACACAGGAGGCAGUCCCGUCUGUCCCAGGUGUGAACUCUACUUCAAACAGCCAGAGUGAAGGUAAAGUGGCCUCAGAGCUUCAGCUCGCCAAUGCCAGCGCAGAGACUCUACCAGAGCUGCAGCACGACCUCUCCGUGGCAGAAGGAGACAUCUUGUUAUCGGACAACAGGAACGCUGUGAACCUGCUGUGGACUGAUGGUAUCAUCCCAUACACCAUCAGUGUGGAGCUGGCUAACAGACGGUCAGAGAUCGAGGAGGCCUUCGCCAUGAUCAUGAGAGCCACAUGCAUCCGUUUCCAGGAGAGAACCUACGAGAACAACUACCUGGACAUUAAGGAUGGAGAUGGCUGCGCCUCCUACGUCGGCUGCAGUGGAGGAGCCCAGCCGGUCUACUUCGGAUCCACCUGCUCUGCGGGGAACCUCUGCCACGAGCUGGUGCACGCUGUGGGCAUGUACCACGAGCACACCCGGUUCGACCGGGACCAGUUCAUCAAGGUGGUCUGGGACAACAUCAAACCAGGCAAACAGGGAAACUUUGACGUGAAGAUGGGCAACACCCUGAACCUGCCGUAUGACUUUGGAUCCAUCAUGCACUACGGGAUGUCUUAUUUUAGCAAAGAUGGAAAUCCAACCAUUGUACCCAACCAAGGAGUGGACAUAGGUCAGAGGAAAUAUCUGAGCCGGCUGGACAUCCAGAAGAUCAACUCUCUCUACCACUGUGGUGCACCAAAACAGAUGUGGAGGUGAAACACUGACUGCUGAAUAAAACGCUUUCCUGAA
Oryzias melastigma (Indian medaka) is the source of this 963-nucleotide messenger RNA. RefSeq names its product zinc metalloproteinase nas-13. NCBI's taxonomy places the organism in Eukaryota, Metazoa, Chordata, Actinopteri, Beloniformes, Adrianichthyidae. The record is from RefSeq and is a predicted model, not a curated record. The transcript is spliced from 11 exons. Bases 109 to 930 code for a protein of 273 amino acids. Gene Ontology annotation, biological process: proteolysis. Gene Ontology annotation, molecular function: zinc ion binding; metalloendopeptidase activity.